AUGGCUUCUGACUACGACUCCAUAGCUGCUGACUACAGAAUCAUGGCUGGCACAGGGGCCCAGCCGGGUGCCUGGCCCUGGAUUGUCAGCAUCCAGGACCCCAGGAAAAUAGGCACUGGCCAUACGUGUGGAGGGUCCCUCAUCAGCCCACAGUGGGUCCUCACAGCAGCCCACUGCUUCCUCCAGGCCAGGAAUGUCACCAUGUGGCGUGUGCUGAUCGGAGCCACCCAGCUGACCCAUCUGGGCCCCGAGGCCCAGGUGCGCCACGUCAAGCGGCUCCUGGCUCACCAGCACUACACGGCUGAUUCGCAGCAGAACGACAUCGCCUUGCUGGAGCUGGACGAGCCCGUGGAGUGCAGUGACUAUGUCCAGCUUGCCUGUGUGCCCAACGCCUCCCUCACAGUGUCAGAGCUGAAAACCUGCUACGUUGCUGGCUGGGGUUCUGCCAGUGCUAAAGCCCAGCGUGUGAGUGAUGUCCUGCAGGAAGCCAAGGUCCGUCUCCUGGAUGUCCAUCUCGUUAACAGCAGCCGCUGGUACGCUGGGGCCAUCCACACCCACAACCUGUGUGCUGGCUACCCACGGGGUGGCAUGGAUACCUGCCAGGGUGACAGUGGAGGGCCUCUGGUCUGCAAAGAUAACAGUGACAGCCACUUUUGGCUUGUUGGAGUGACCAGCUGGGGAAAAGGCUGUGCCAGAGCAAAACGGCCAGGAGUCUACACCUCCACUCAGCACUUCUACAACUGGAUUCUGGUCCAGAUGGGCCUGUGCCCAGCUGUAAAAGCCACUCCAGCACCAGAGUCAACCUGCAUCUCAACCCCUUUGGAGCAGCCAGAGCCAACACCAACAUACUCAGGCUGCUCUACUCCCACUCCACAUCCACAGACAACUGUAACAGCCACUCCAACGCCACAGCCAACCUUCAGCUCAACCCCCUCUAAGCAGCCAGAGCCAACACCAACAGAGUCAGGCUGCUCUACACCCACUCUUCACCCAACUGUGAAAGCCACGCCAGCACCAGAGCCAGCCUUGACCUCAACCCCCUCUGAGCAGCCAAUGCCAACGCAAUAUCUCUUGCCUGCUCAACGACCAUACCAGGUACUGGUGGAAUUCUUAACUCAGGUGCACCAGAUGCUGCAGGAACUCAUGGGAAAAAAGCCAUGA
Messenger RNA from Pseudopodoces humilis (Tibetan ground-tit), 1161 nucleotides. Its product is annotated as acrosin-like. The record is from RefSeq and is a predicted model, not a curated record. Gene Ontology annotation, biological process: acrosome reaction; proteolysis. Lineage: Eukaryota; Metazoa; Chordata; Aves; Passeriformes; Paridae. Gene Ontology annotation, molecular function: serine-type endopeptidase activity.